Molecule: messenger RNA, 1776 nt
Organism: Xyrauchen texanus (razorback sucker)
Lineage: Eukaryota; Metazoa; Chordata; Actinopteri; Cypriniformes; Catostomidae
Gene: prss59
Product: serine protease 16
Exons: 9
Coding region: 23-1516 (497 amino acids)
Biological process (GO): proteolysis
Molecular function (GO): serine-type exopeptidase activity; dipeptidyl-peptidase activity
Source: RefSeq, a predicted model, not a curated record
AGAGGAACAGUUUCACGUCAAAAUGGCUUCAGAGUGUAAUAAGUUUCAGAAAUAUCCUGCGAUUCUUAUAAUUGCUGCAGUUUUGGUGUGUAUUUUGUGCGACCCGUGCGCUGCACACUUCAGAAGACCGCGCAGAUAUGAAACUUGGAUGCAUGUAAACACUGUUUCUGGACCCGAAGUGGACCAGCAGUGGUUUAUACAGAGACUGGACCACUUCAAUGGGGCCGAUACUCGAGUCUGGAAACAGAGGUAUUUUGUGAACGACAGUUUCUAUAGACCCGGCGGUCCGGUGUUUCUGAUGAUCGGUGGUGAAGGUCCGGCUAACCCCGCCUGGAUGCAGUACGGAUCCUGGCUGCUUUAUGCACAGAAACUGGGCGCCUUGUGUUUAUUACUGGAGCACCGCUUCUAUGGCAAAAGUCACCCAACAGAGGAUCUGAGCACUGCAAAUCUGCGUUUCCUCAGCAGUCGUCAGGCAUUGGCCGAUCUCGCUCACUUCCGUACGGUUACCGCUGCAACGCGAGGCCUGACCAAUAGCAAGUGGGUUGCAUUUGGGGGCUCCUACCCAGGAUCCCUUUCUGCCUGGUUCAGACUGAAGUACCCACACUUAGUCCAUGCUGCCGUGGCAACCAGCGCACCUGUUCAUGCCACAGUCAACUUCCCAGAAUAUUUAGAGGUGGUGUGGCGGUCACUGGCAGCAGUGAACCCAGAGUGCCCACUACUGGUGAAGAAAGCGUCUGACACAUUGGUAGAGCGACUUAGCGACCCAAAAACCUAUGACAACAUCACUAAGGACUUCAGGUUAUGUUCGAAGCUUCAAAUCCUGUCUGAGAAGGACUCUGCGUAUCUUUUGGAGUCUUUGGCUGGAAAUUUCAUGGAUGUGGUGCAAUACAAUGAGGACAACAGGGCUUUUGAGGGUGUUGUGGGCACAAACAUCACCAUUAAGGUGUUGUGUAGUGUGAUGCUGGACUCUUCGUUAGGCACGCCGUACGAUCGUUAUGCCGCAGUGGCUCGUUUGAUGCAGACGACUUUUUCUCAGUCGUGCACGGACGUUCAGUACAAAAGCUACAUCCAGGAAAUGAGCAACACUAGCUGGAGCGGCCCGGCGGCCGGAGGAGGGCGACAGUGGGUGUAUCAGACCUGCACUGAGUUUGGAUUUUAUCAGAGCUCAGAUUCACCAAACCAGCCCUUCAGUGGAUUUCCAUUACCGUAUCACCUGCAGCAGUGUGCUGAUAUAUAUAAUCUGAGCACUUCAUUGGAUGAGGCUAUUCAGCAGACCAAUGAGGAAUAUGGAGGAUAUGACAUCAGAACCACUCGCAUUGUCUUCCCCAAUGGUUCGAUUGACCCCUGGCACGCUCUCGGAGUGACCCGGGACAUCACAGACGACCUACCAGCUGUCUUCAUCAAAGGUACGGCACACUGUGCUAACAUGUACCCGGCCCGAGCGCAAGACCUUCCUCAGCUAGGUCUAGCGCGGGACCACAUCUUCCUCCUGCUCCAGAAGUGGCUGGCAGAGUGAUGGACAGCUCCAACAGCCAAUCAGAUACACAGAUAGUAUGACUGGCAUGAUUAAUGGCCAAUCGUGUGUUGCUUUGAUUCUGAUGUCUCAUGGUACUAUUGCAAUGCAAAAAGGCAUUUUGGCACUGUUUUUCAUCAAAUUUGGAAUUCAAAAUCAGUUUUUUUUAUGCGUUAUGUUUAUGGAAGUGUGACUGAAUGUUUUUAUCUUGAUGUAAAUCUUUGUAUAUUUUGAAACAGAAAUUUCUCAAUAAAGCUGAUUUU